UUUUACUAUAUAUUGGAAUUUAUAGGCCUUGAAUAUUUGUUCACUAUAGUUUAGCACCUUCUCUUCCCUUGUUCUGUUUGCAACGAUGUUGGAAGGAAAAGCUGUGGUGCGAGAGGCAGACAUGCCAGAGAUGUUGCAGAACCAUGUGAUGGAAUUAGCUUACCAGGCUCUCGAUCUCCAUGAGGUCUCCGAUUGUCAAUCAAUUGCUCAUUACAUCAAACAGUUAAGGAUGUCAUCAUGCAAUCUGCUUUGCUUUAUUUGUGUACGUAGCGACCAGAACUUCGACGAAGCUUAUGGACCAGCAUGGCAUUGUGUAGUGGGGAAAGACUUUGGAUCCUGCAUUACACAUUCAUGUGGAAGUUUCAUUUUCUUCCGCGUGGAGAUGAUGGAGUUUCUUGUUUUCAAGGAUGGCAAGGACUUGGCUGAAAGCAAAGAAGAGGCUAUUGGAGUGCUGCAAAAAUCCAAGAAAAACGAUCCAUAGAACAUAUGAUUUAAGCUAUAGAAACUUAAUUAUCCCUCCUAGUUUCCAAUAUUAUUCUUUAUCUCAUACCAUAGGUAGUCAUGGAUUGGAUAUUUUUUGUUUCAACACAGCAUCAAAACUGUAGAUGAUGCUAGCUGGUUUUUUAGAAAUAUAUCUGAUAAACUGAAAAGAUUUCAAUAUA
Messenger RNA from Pistacia vera, 662 nucleotides. RefSeq names its product dynein light chain LC6, flagellar outer arm-like. Gene Ontology annotation, cellular component: dynein complex. Gene Ontology annotation, molecular function: dynein intermediate chain binding; dynein light intermediate chain binding. The record is from RefSeq and is a predicted model, not a curated record. The transcript has 3 exons. The coding region runs from base 86 to 481 and encodes 131 amino acids. Gene Ontology annotation, biological process: microtubule-based process. NCBI's taxonomy places the organism in Eukaryota, Viridiplantae, Streptophyta, Magnoliopsida, Sapindales, Anacardiaceae.